UGUAAGCGUCUGCACAAUGAACAGCGCGAGAAAUCAGAAUUAAGAUGUUGAUAUCGAUACACCAGAACUCAUGGACGAGAAAAACAUUAGGAGGAUGGCUUGAUGCUCUUUUUUAACAAUUUUCCAAUACCUUGUAGAAUCGAGAGGCAGAGACGUGGUUUGUGAGAUGUGGAUUUAAGGCGUGACACUUGCAGUAAUUCGGUUCAAUUUAAACAUGAAGGAAAAAGAACAGAUCAGGAGACUUCAGCACUUCCUGUCUGAACUUGCAAUACUGGGGUCCUUACAGGGCUUCCAUUAUUUUCAGCCCUGGCUUAGAGGGAGAGAAGAACUUCUGCUGACGGUUGUGAAUGAUGAUUUGAGAUGGCGUUCUCCUGGGUAUGCCGUGUCUGUGGCCUCCAACUUUACCAGCACAACCUGCAGUAGCAGCUACAGUUUGGACAGUGACUACGCCAGCUCCCCUUUGGCUGGAGAAGAGCCAUCUCCACAGGUCAAGAAGCAGACGCCAUCAGCCACCCAGCAGCAAACUCCCAGCAGGGGUGGUGAUUCUCAUCUUCUCCCAGCCUCACCGAGUGAGAGAGAGAUUGCUGUUCCUGAAGUCAACUGCACCAUGUUCUUGUUGGCUGGCUAUGCCAAGUAUGGGCAACCUUAUGCCUGGAUUCGGUCUAAUCAUGAGCGCCUGGUAAACAUCGGAGGAACUGAUACGCUGGUUAAAGAUACACCAAUGAAACUCAAGUCUAUCACAGACUGGGUUUCAACCCCAGAAGGAACACAUGUAUGGGAUAUUGUGAAUGAGUUAGUGGGACUGUGCACCAUGCCACCUCCUGACAACCCAUUCUCUCUAGACAUGAGGUACCUACAAACCCUCUCCCUCCCAGAACGCUUCCUGGUCACUGGGGCCCUUCUGAACUUCCUGGAGAUGAUUGUGGUUGAGGGAAACCGAGAGGACCUAUUCUAUGAUAUGGUGGUGGCAGAGUUGAAGCCAUUGAGACAGCUUCAUUUUAAGAGUCUCUCUGAGGUCCAGAGACUUCAAGACAGUGACAGGACUACAAGUACCUCGACAGAAGAAUCUCCUGACAAUAACUGAAAAGAUAAGGAAUAGCUUCAUGUUCCAACACUCUACUCGUGCUCCAAACAAAACAUCGCCAACUAAAGUUGACACAACACUAUGUAACAACAAUAAUAAUGUUUUAUUCUUUAUUAUCUUUAGUGGUGAUGGUGGCUGUUUUGCAGUCAUUUAACAUUUUUCCUUAGAAGUCACAAUGGUUAUAUUAGUAUAUAUUAGUAUUUUGAGUGUGCUACGUACAAAAUAAACUAAAUGAAAUAUGAAUUUGUCGGAUAGCAUUAUUUAUUUCAACAAUAUUGUUUUUGAAAUAACUGGGAAUAUUUAAAACAUUUGUAACAAAUAUUUUCAUCUCUUUGGUUCACAAUCAAAAAUGUGAAAUACUUUUUUUGCAAUACUAAGGGUGGGUCAUGGUUAAAAACACAGAUAAGGGGGCAAAUUGUUUGUACUCACGCUACGCAGGUCCUUGUCAAGGCUCUUGUCCUACCCAGAUUGGACUAUUGCAAUGCACUACUGGCUGGACCACCAGGUUGCACAAACAAACCUCUACAGAUGAUCCAGAAUGAAGCAGCAAGAGUGGUCUUCAAUGAACCGAAGAGUGCACUUGUCACACCUCUCUUUGUGAAAUUACAUUGGCUCCCUAUAGUCGCUCGCAUCAAAUUCAAAGCUCUGCUCUUGGCCUACAAGACCUUGACUGGUUCGGAACCCCCAUAUCUUCACUCAAAAAACGUUGUUUAAGCUUUGUAUAUUAUGGUGAGCUAUACGAGACCAGUUUUACUCCACUUAUGCUUUUUGUUGUCCUUAUGUUGCUCCAAUUGCUCCUAUAGUUUACCUUAUUUGUAAGGCGCUUUGAAUAAAAGCGUCCGCUCAAUGACUAAAUGUGAAUGUAAUUUUUGAUUACUGUACAGUAAUCGGGGACAAAAAU
Triplophysa dalaica is the source of this 1985-nucleotide messenger RNA. RefSeq lists its product as uncharacterized. Lineage: Eukaryota; Metazoa; Chordata; Actinopteri; Cypriniformes; Nemacheilidae. Bases 215 to 1084 code for a protein of 289 amino acids. The record is from RefSeq and is a predicted model, not a curated record. The transcript is spliced from 8 exons.